ACGCACACAGGAGAAGUUUUUUUGCACAGUCUGUGUUGUCCUGCUGCGCGCGCACACCUCUGCUUUUUGGACUAGUGUUUAGUCAAAAUGUUUUCGGGACUCGGACUCUCACACUUCGCCUCGCCUGAACCCGCCAUGUAGCCUGGACGCACGCUGGACGCACGGGACUCUGGGGAGGAUACAACUGUUCGACUGGAUCGUUUUGCGGUCCUGGAGCCGCAGAGCGCACGGCUAGUCCCAUCUGGUUUGGCUGGUCUGGGUUCGGUUUGGUGUGCGGGAUCCAGGCGACCGCCCGGGCACCGACUGGCGGGACCAUGCUCCGGCCGUGGGCUGCGCACUGGAUCGCGGCCGUGCUCCUGCUGUGUCGGGCCGUGGCACAGUACUCCAGCGACCAGUGCAGCUGGAAAGGAAGUGGUUUGAGCCACGAGUCCCAUCGCAGAGAUGUGGAGCAGAUCUACCUUCGCUGCUCUCAGGGGUCUCUGGAGUGGCUCUACCCCAUCGGUGCCAUUAUUGUCAACCUGCGGCCAAACACUGACUCCUCGUUGGGACAUGUGGCGGGUCUCAAUGUGUGCAUCAAACCCCAGACUUACUCCCAGGGCUCUCAUAUGUACGUGGAGCGUGCCGGAGAUCUCAGGCUGCUGAUGGUCGAGGGCAACCAGGCUCAGAGCACAGUGCACUGUUUCAACCUGGCAGAGGGAGCUCUCUUUGUGGAAGCCAUCCCACAGAGCGACAUCAGCCGAAGGAUCACAGCCUUCCAGUAUGAGCUGGUGCCCAGUCAGGGGCCUGGGGCUCACAUGUAUCCAUUCCUGCAACCGGGUUUAGUUAACUGUAAACCCUGUUCGGAUGAAGAGCUCCUCAUGGCUGUUUGUACCAGCGACUUUGCUGGAAGUGGCUUCUUUCGAGGUAUGGCAUCAGGUUCCACCGACCACUCCUCUGUUGUGGUGACCAUGAGCCGGGUGUUUCGUCAGAAGAGCAGGGUGUUCGUUUGGGGCGGAGCCAGAGGGCGAAGCUGGGGCGGGCGUGUCAAUGUCCCCUCACAGUGCGGUUUGCAUCCUGGAGGAGAUGAGUACCUUUUGACUGGAUUUGUCCAUUUCGGAAAUGCCUGGCUUGGCUGUGCACCUCGCUACAAGGAUUUCCGGGAGCUUUAUAUCAGAGCACAGACAGCCGGAACAAACCCAUGUCAAAUAGACAUAGACUGAGGAUGGGUUGAAGUUCUGGAGGACGGAGCAACAUUUAGUUUGAGACAUUCAUAGAGACGAACAGGGAGAAAAGCCCUACGCUUAAGGCUUACUUUUGCCUUGCAGCAGAAAGGACACUAUGAACAGUUUUGCGCUGCCCAUUUGUGUGUGUGUGUGUGUGUGUGUGUGUGUGUGUGUGUGCGUGCGUGCAUGAGUGAGUGCGUGCAUGAGUGAGUGAGACAGAGUUAAUCGAGAUGAGCUUAAAUUAAAUUUAUGCCGAACUGCUUGAUUUAUUAAUUCUCAUGACGAUACCGCUUGUGUGAUCAUUCUUGAAAUGUAAGUUUGCUUUGUAAAAAGCUUUCUGUAAAAUUUAGGAGUCUUCUGACAGAAGUGUACAUUAUGCAGCUCUGUGAGUCUUUAUGUACCAAGUUUGUGUGUGUGUAUGUGUUUUGCUAUUGAAGUUGAAAGGGUCUUUAUAUUUACAGAAAAUAAACCACAGU
Molecule: messenger RNA, 1678 nt
Organism: Paralichthys olivaceus (Japanese flounder)
Lineage: Eukaryota; Metazoa; Chordata; Actinopteri; Pleuronectiformes; Paralichthyidae
Gene: metrnlb
Product: meteorin like, glial cell differentiation regulator b
Biological process (GO): energy homeostasis; positive regulation of brown fat cell differentiation
Molecular function (GO): hormone activity
Source: RefSeq, a predicted model, not a curated record